GCCACACACCCGAAAUCAACAUCAGAUUCCUUUUUUGUCAGUCCUCGCUGCGGACGCCACUGACCAAAAAAUGGCGCCCCAAUUGAGCGAAGAUGAAAUCGACGACCUCUUGUAUGCCGCGCGGACAGGCGACAAGGAUGAGCUGACCACUCUCCUCUCAUCGCUGGCCGAGCGGGAAAAGGUGUCACCCGUCGACAUUCUCACAAGCGCAAAAGACGAGGGGAAGUCGACUUGCCUGCACAUGGCGACAGGGAACGGGCAUCUGGAAACAGUAACCCACCUCCUAACCUACCUCACCCCGCCGCACCCCCAACCCUCCAAACAAGCCUUCCUCGACGCGGCCAACGCCUACGGCAACACAGGCCUGCACUGGGCAGCCCUGGGCGGACACCUGGGCGUAGUCAAGGCGCUGGUGGAGCAAGGGGCGUCGGUGGCGCUGGCCAACGACAAGAACUACGUGCCGCUGGACCUGGCGGGGUUCGGGGACAAGUUCGAGGUGGUGGAUUAUUUCUUGAGGCAGAGUGGGGUGCGGGAGGGGGAGGAUGUUGAGGGGCUGGCGGGGGGUGUGGAGGGGGUUGGUGUUGGGGGGGAUGGGGAUGGGGAGGAUGGUGAGGGUGGUGAGGGUGGUGAGGACGAGGGGGAGGUGGUGGUGGUGGCGGGGAAGGAGGGGGAAAGGAAGGGGGGUGGUAAGGGGGAGGAGGUUAACGGGGACAAGGCGUGA
Molecule: messenger RNA, 721 nt
Organism: Chaetomium fimeti
Lineage: Eukaryota; Fungi; Ascomycota; Sordariomycetes; Sordariales; Chaetomiaceae
Product: ankyrin repeat-containing protein YAR1
Exons: 2
Coding region: 71-721 (216 amino acids)
Biological process (GO): positive regulation of transcription by RNA polymerase II
Cellular component (GO): nucleus
Molecular function (GO): protein binding; transcription cis-regulatory region binding
Source: RefSeq, a predicted model, not a curated record